AUGCCUACCAAGCCCAACAACGACUCCAACACCACCCUCGCCAGCAACGGCAGUACAGACCAAGUUGUCGUCAUGCAGGGUCCUAAUGGUGGUCGUAAAGCUCCCGUCGUCAUCCAUCAAGGUGGCCAGACCUAUGACGAGACAAGACCCUCGGACUGGGACAAGCAGCGCUGGAAGUAA
This is a messenger RNA of Aspergillus ruber CBS 135680, 180 nucleotides long. RefSeq lists its product as uncharacterized. The transcript has 2 exons. NCBI's taxonomy places the organism in Eukaryota, Fungi, Ascomycota, Eurotiomycetes, Eurotiales, Aspergillaceae. The record is from RefSeq and is a predicted model, not a curated record. The coding region runs from base 1 to 180 and encodes 59 amino acids.